GGUGUGGGCGGUGCGAACAGCGCGGGCGGCGCGGCGGUCGGCGUGCGGAAUGUCGGCGUUUCGCUGGGGCCGCAGCGCGUCCGGUCUCCGGAGGGCCCUGUGGCCUGCGGGCCCCCCCGGCCCCCUGGCCGAGGAAGGGGCCCUCAGUGGUGUCUGGGGCCGCAGAAGGAGCUUGUCCGCCAGCCCUUGUGAGCAAGACCGCCGGAAGGACUGGGGCCACGCGGAGCUGCUGGAGGUGCUCGAGGCCCGGGUGCGGCAGCUGCAGGCCGCGCAUGUGUCGGAGGUGACCGUGAGGAGGCCCCGCCCGGCCCGACUCCCAGAAGCGGGCGGCUUCCAGCCACGCAGGAAGGCCCAGAAGGGAGGCGAGGGCACCGCCCCGGGGCUCGGCGGCCACUGGGCGCAGAAGCUGGACCAGGAGAAGUGGGCGAUGCAGAGGCGCAAGCAGCGGCUGCAGGCGAAGCUGCAGGUGCAGGCCCAGCAGCUGGCCUGUGAGCACAGGCUGCGGAUGGUGCCCCAGCUGCUGAGCGCCCCGCUGGCCGAGCGCCUGCUGCGCUGGGAGCAGGAGACCCCCCGGAGCCCCUGGGAGGAGCAGCUGGCGCGGCUGCUGCGGGAGGCGCCGCGGAGGCUGAGCUGCGAGGCGGAGCGGGCCCACGAGGCGGGGGGCGCCCCCGCGCGGCUGGAGGCCCAGCAGCAGAGGCUCCUGGCCUUCCUGGAGUGCUGCCUGCUCUCGGGCCACCUGCCCCUCGCCCACCACGUGCUGGUCACCUGCCACAGCAAGUGGCGGCAGCGGCGGGUGCUCACGCUGGCCGCGUACAACACCGUCAUGCUCGGCUGGGCUCGCAAGGGCUCCUUCAAAGAGCUGGUUUACGUGUUCUUCAUGGUGAAAGAUGCCGGCCUCACCCCAGACCUCUUGUCCUACGCAGCUGCGCUCCAGUGCAUGGGACGGCUGGACCAGGACGCCAGGACCGUCCAAAGGUGUCUGGACCAGAUGGCCCAGGAUGGGCUGCGGCUGCAGGACCUCUUCUCCAGCGUGCCACUGUGCCAGGAGGAGCAGGCCGCGCUCCUGCAGGCAGUGCACAAGGCCCAGCCCACCUUCAGCCCUCCUCUGCAGCCCCAGCCCGAGCCCCAGGUCAACACCUCACCCCUGCUCAGGGAGAUCUACGCCAAGGAGGGCCCCGUGUCAUACCCCAAGCUGCACCUGCCUCUGUGGAAGCUGCAGACCCUCUUCCAGCAGCAGCUGCGUGUGGAGAUGGCCACCACCGUCACUGUGGAGUCGGUGGAGAAGGCCCAGCUGCUCACCAAGGAGGUCCUGCACGCGCGGAGGACCCUGAAGCAGCUGCGCACCGCGUGGGUGGAGGCGCUGUGCGCGGGGCUGCGGGACGUGAAGGCCAGUGAGGCCCGCGCCGCCCGCUCCGGCCGCCCCACGCUCUUCCCGUACCUGUGUCUGCUCACCGAGCGGGAGCUCGCCAGGCUGCUGCUGCAGGUGGGGCGUCGGCGGGCU
Herpailurus yagouaroundi (jaguarundi) is the source of this 1501-nucleotide messenger RNA. It is a transcript of the gene POLRMT, whose product is annotated as RNA polymerase mitochondrial. The annotation marks the transcript as partial. Lineage: Eukaryota; Metazoa; Chordata; Mammalia; Carnivora; Felidae. Gene Ontology annotation, biological process: mitochondrial transcription. Gene Ontology annotation, cellular component: mitochondrial DNA-directed RNA polymerase complex. The transcript is spliced from 7 exons. The record is from RefSeq and is a predicted model, not a curated record. Gene Ontology annotation, molecular function: protein binding; DNA-directed RNA polymerase activity; mitochondrial promoter sequence-specific DNA binding.